AUGUCGUUCGUGACGUUCACGCAGUAUCUCAUCGACGAGGGGCCGGCCUUUGCCGACUUGGAUCCGGCGGACUUCGCCAUUAGGGAGCGAGCGGUGGUCUCUAUCACCGAUUUGAUGACAAUGAUUAUGUUUCUGAGUCUGAGUCCGGCCGUGAAGGAGGCCGUGUCUACCAUUAAGCCCGACCGCAGAGAGAUUUUACGCAACUAUCAGUUGCAGAACUCAAACAUACAACGAAUAGCCGUCUAUUGGCUACAGAAGGCUGUCAUUAAACAGUACCGACCGGACCGUAGCGAAUACCUGCACUGUUUAAAUAAAGUACUAUUUAUGGAAAGCGCUGAACACUAUUACAGCCGCGACGGGUGGCCGCCGGAGAACGACCGGAAUCUCAUGUUCCGAAUGACAUCCGAAGUGCCACUACUGGAGGAGACACUCGUGCGGGUGCUGUCGAUGGGCUCAUCCAAAGACAAUCCGUUGACGUCGGCCGAAGCGGUGGAACUGUCGGACGCGUUGAUCAAACGCGCGGCCACUAUCAUGGAGUACGACUCGAUCGCACACCCGGUGCUCAUGAUUCGCGACAAAGAUAUCUUUCGGCUACUGAUGAUGAACGCCAUAUACCGCCAUCCGGACAACAUAUCGCUUCCCGCCGGUUACGAUCCGCCCAAUAUGGCCAUCGGAGACCUCUACUGGAAAGUGUGGAUCCAGUUGUUGAUACUGACGGCGCAUAACCCGUCGCAGUUCGGUCUACUGGCGUGGGAUAACUACCCGACACUCGGCGUACUCAUCGAGAUGUCAAUCACUAAUCACUUCGAGUUCCCGCCGCCGACCAAAAUGGGCGACGAUUUGGUGAACCGUGAGCUCCAGAUCAGCGCAUACGAGAAGCAACAGAUCCUGCAGUUUGAGUCAUAUCUGGCCGCGGCUUCGACCAAAGUGCAGAUCAAUGAGACCAAUAGUCUGCUGCUGUCCAAACUGAUCUCAAUGGAUCCGCUCGGGCCGGCCCGCAAACCGCCGGCCGCCGUACUCGAGCAGUUCAAACAGCUAAACACA
Medioppia subpectinata is the source of this 1044-nucleotide messenger RNA. The record is from the annotation of a GenBank genome assembly. Lineage: Eukaryota; Metazoa; Arthropoda; Arachnida; Sarcoptiformes; Oppiidae.